Messenger RNA from Filobasidium floriforme, 1490 nucleotides. RefSeq lists its product as uncharacterized. Lineage: Eukaryota; Fungi; Basidiomycota; Tremellomycetes; Filobasidiales; Filobasidiaceae. The annotation marks the transcript as partial. The transcript has 3 exons. The record is from RefSeq and is a predicted model, not a curated record.
CAUGCCAUCGACACUUCUCCUGUUCCACAACCCUUGCAAAGCGACAUUGCAACCGAAUUCUACCAACAUGCUCCGUCGACGUCUCUCUUCGGGUCUCCUCCGAGCUCAGCUCACUCCCAUCACCAACCACACCGCCAUCCCCGCCGUCCCCGCGCUCCCAGCUCGAUAUGCUACCUCGAACCGUGGUCUGGCUUCCGCCGUUCUGCUCAGCAGUAGAGAGAACUGGGCCAGCAAGACGGUCAAGAACUUGAAGGAAGCUCUUGCACAGCGGGGUUUGAGCCAGUCCGGCAAGAAGACGACCCUCGUCGAACGUCUGAAGGAGUACGAGACCGCUCAAUCCUCCAGCUCGGGGUCUCGGGGAAUCUCCUCUUCCGCGAUCGCCUUCAACUCGUCUUCAUCCUCGUCGACCAAGACCGAGGACCAGACCCCGGUCCCCGAAGCUCCCAAGAUCGAGAUCGCCAGCGGUGUCAAGGCCAACGUCAACACGUUGUCCGAGAUCGAGAUUCCCGAUGUUGAACCCGCUCUCGCGCCUGGUCUGCCAGAGGCCAAGACCGACUUGCAAGAGGCGCCGCCUACGCUCGAUAUCAAGAUGCCCGACUUUGAUGAUCAUGUGGUAGAGAACGUCAUUCCCCCCUUUGAGCCGGACAACUUUGAGAGCAAGGCCGAAGACUCGCUCUCUCCCCCCGCCGAGGUAGAAUCCACCACACCCAAGGUCAUGACCGUCGAUCCUUCCCAAGACACCACUCGUCAUUCCUUGCACGAGACCGUGGCUUCCGACAGCAUCGAGACCCCCUCUGCCGACACCGUCGUUGAAUCCUCCAAAGAUGGCGUGGACUCCCUUCCUCCCCUUACCGACUUGUUCAGCUCGAUCUCGCUGCCUUCCCUCGGUGGGCUGGGUGACCGACUGAACGAACUCGUCAAGCUCCCUGAGGGCAAGAACUCGCAGGCGGAGUUCAAGCCGAUCGACCGUGGGUUGAACUCGGAGGAGAAGACAGGAGCUUACAUCUUGGCUGCUACCAUCGCUUUGGGGUUGUUCUUUGGAGGUGGAAAGAAGGCCGAGGAGGAUGACAAGGACGUCAAGGAGCACGUCAACGAGGCCGCUCAGGCUGCCGCUCAUUAGGGCCGAGAAGAAAAUGGAGAAAAGAGGGAGAGCAGUUUUGUAGACGCGAGAUACCCCCCACAGAUGAAACAAGUGAUCUAGUUGAUGCGUCGACCUUGUAGUGCGACAUGCGAUGAGCUGAGGGAUCGCUGUCUCGUCGGUUCCGGAAGGCUUCCGCUUGGUGGCUACCCGCUCUCGAACUUCCUCUAAAGUCUCCAACCCGAAACGCUUCAGGCACUUGCUUUAAGAGGUAGCUCUUCAGGUUCGCACACCAAACGCUUGCCUGCGCUUCACCCGGGGAGUCUUCCAGGAAUGUUGCGAGGCCCUCGAAUGCCGUUUCAUGGGUUCAGAGGUCUUUCGGACCAAAGACACUGAAUUGCUUGUCGACGUC